GAGAAUUUUGGUUGUUUGUUUUUCGAUCCAUCUAAUUGUUUUACUUGCAGAGCGAUUCUCUCCAAUGGCUCUUGCGUGGUUUAUCUUCCUAAGCAUCUUCACUUUCAUUAUACUGAAUGGUCAAUCUCUCGAUGCUCAGAAUGAUAACCGAAAGGUAUAUAUAGUGUACAUGGGAGACAGAGGACAGAACGAGCCUUCCGCGUCAGCAUCUCUUCACAUGAGCAUGCUCCAAAAUGUUGCAGGGAGCAAUAAUAAUGUUGGACCAGGAUCUCUACUCCGCAGCUACAAGAGAAGUUUCAAUGGAUUCGUUGCCAGGUUAACUGACGAAGAAGCACAACAAAUGGCUGAAACGGACGGAGUAGUGUCAGUAUUCCCUAGCGAAAAACAGAAGCCGCAUACAACAAGAUCAUGGGACUUCAUUGGAUUUCCAAAGACAGUAAAAAGAAGUAAAACCGAAAGUGACAUCAUUAUUGGAGUUUUUGACACUGGAAUUUUGCCUCAAUCCCAGAGCUUUGAUGACAAAGGUUUUGGUCCACCCCCUAAAAAAUGGAAAGGCUCAUGCCAAGUCUCGGCCAAUUUCACCUGUAACAAAAAAGUCAUCGGAGCCAAGUUUUACCGCAGCGAUGGUUUAUUUGAAGAGGAAGAUGUUAAAUCGCCGAUGGACACUGACGGCCAUGGGACACACACAGCCUCCACAGCAGCCGGGGGCUUAGUGAGCGGUGCUAGUUUUUUUGGACUAGCCUCGGGCACGGCGCGAGGAGGAGUCCCAUUGGCUCGUGUCGCCGCCUACAAAGUCUGCUGGUCUGACGGUUGUACUGAUGCAGAUAUUCUUGCGGCGUUUGAUGAUGCAAUCGCCGACGGUGUCGACAUAAUAUCGGUUUCUCUUUCGUCCGGUUCUUCAGAUUAUUUCAAGAAUGCCAUCGCCAUUGGAGCUUUUCAUGCUAUGAGAAAAGGAAUUUUGACGUCCGUCUCUGCUGGAAACGGAGGUCCAGACCUAGAGACUAUCUCAAACUUUGCGCCUUGGAUUCUUUCCGUGGCUGCUUCAACCACAGACAGGGACUUCUUCACCAAACUUCAAUUGGGUAACAAUGUCUCCUACAAGGGAUUUGCAAUAACUACAAUGGACCUCAAUAAUUUGCCUAUAAUAUACGGUGGAAAUGCACCAAACACUAAAGAAGGUUUUAGCAGCUCGUCAUCCAGAUAUUGCACAACAGGCUCGUUAGACGAGGGUAUGGUUAAGGGUAAAAUAGUGUUUUGUGAUAGUUUUACGUCUGGGAGAGGACCGCUAUUUGCUGAGGCAGCUGGUGUUGUGAUGUCUGGCCGAGAUCCUGGAGAGACUUCAGAUGUCUUUCCCUUGCCUACAGCGUACCUCACUCAGGAGGAUGGUAGUAAAACUUACAUAUAUAUAAAUUCCACUAGAAACCCAACUGGAACAUUAUCUAAAAGUAAUCAAGAAAUCAAUAAGUUGGCGCCUGUAAUAGCUUCCUAUUCAUCCAGGGGCCCAAACCCAAUUAAUCCAAACAUUCUCAAGCCAGAUUUAACUGCUCCGGGAACAAACAUUUUAGCUGCGUGGUCCCAAGAAGUAUCAAUCUCAGGAUAUCCAUCGGACAAAAGAGUUUCCGCGUUUAAUAUAAUAUCUGGGACAUCAAUGUCUUGUCCACAUGCUUCAGCUGCAGCGGCAUACGUCAAGUCGUUUCAUCCAACAUGGUCCCCUGCUGCUGUUAAGUCAUCUCUUAUGACCACGGCUAAUCCCUUGAGUGACCACCUUCAUCCUGAUGUUGAGUUUGCCUACGGAGCUGGACAAAUAAACCCUAUUAAGGCUGCAUUCCCUGGCUUAGUGUACGACGUCGUUGAAGCUGACUACGUACACUUGCUUUGUGGACAAGGCUACACAAAAAAAUUAUUGCAAAUAGUCACCGGAAACAGUAAUAGCUCAUGCUCUACAGAUCAUGGAACGAGUCCGGACUUUAACUAUCCCGCCUUUGUUACAUCAGCCCCACUUGCACAAUCUAUCAAUAAAGUUUUUCAUAGGACUGUCACAAACGUUGGGUCACCAACUUCCUCAUAUGAAGCUAAGGCGGUUGCCCCUCCAGGAUUUAAAGUUGAAGUGAAUCCUAGUGUCCUUUGCUUCACUUCCCUUGGAGAGAAGCAAUCCUACUCUGUGACCGUACAAGGGACUGCACAUGAGAAAAUUGUGGUGUCUGGCUCACUGAUGUGGGAUGAUGGUACUUACCAAGUGAAAAGCCCUAUUGUUGUCUAUAUGCCAACCUAACGAGUUCGCCAUUGUGGAAAAGAAAUUUCAAAGGAAGUUAUGUUUUGGAAGUAGGCCACUAAUUAAGUAGUAUGGGAACAAUUAAUUAAUAUAUUCAUAAAAUAAAAGAAAGGGAACAACCAAUAUACAUUUUUUUUUAUAUAACUUUCUUAGAAAUUGAGACCCUAAUGAUUAAUUGCUUUCUGUUGAUGAAAUAGCUCCUGAUUUUACUGUU
Messenger RNA from Humulus lupulus (European hop), 2486 nucleotides. Its product is annotated as cucumisin-like. Gene Ontology annotation, molecular function: serine-type endopeptidase activity. Gene Ontology annotation, biological process: proteolysis. NCBI's taxonomy places the organism in Eukaryota, Viridiplantae, Streptophyta, Magnoliopsida, Rosales, Cannabaceae. The record is from RefSeq and is a predicted model, not a curated record. The transcript has 10 exons. The coding region runs from base 65 to 2272 and encodes 735 amino acids.